AUGGAAUACACUAUUAGAUGUGAUGUGGAGUCGGUCAAUACGGAUAGCCUCCCACAGGAUUUCAGAAACGAGAAUUGCGUUUAUCCACGGGCGUGCUGCGCCAAGGAUAGCUACAAAGGCAAUCGCCUUCAAUACGAGAAUGAGUGCAAUACAGUCGGCUGGGCACUGGCCGAGUUAAAUCCGUGCCUUCGCGCAAAGAGAGGUCUAAUUCAGAGAGCCGUGGACAGUUGGAGGAACAGCAAUCAAGACCCUCGAUUACGUAGUAGACGAGUGAGACGAAUGGCUAAAAUCAACACACGAAAGAAUGCAAAUCACACAAAUAAUCACCUGGCUGGUCCACGUGACGUUGGAGGACAACCACCUAGUACGAAUCCUAUGGCGGCGCCCGUUCAAAGACCGCCUCCAGCGAAUAUCAGCAUGGCAGGGCCGGCGCAGCUACACCAUCACCACGCGCACCCUGAUGGAAGCACAACGGGCAGCACAGAUGAUGUUAGCGUGAAUGGUGACUUCGAUCCCCAACCACCACAUCAGCAAGCUCCCAAAUCUUUACCCGCCUCGAUCCGUCCAUCCAAUGUCUUCCACGGCUAUCAAGCCUACCCUCAACAUCCAGCCUCGGCCGCCUCCAUGCCUCCUCACCUCUCCAACGGCCUCGAUCACUCCAUGCCCAAUCAUGCCAUCUCAACCUCCUCUUCCAUUCCCACCGCAGCCACCAAAAUCGAAAAGUCAUCGCCAUCUCCCGAGAAAAAGCACAGCUCCGUUUUCAGCGACCUGCCCGAAGCCAAGCGCCGCAAAUUUAUCCUCGUCGAUGACACCGUACGCAAAACCCGCGUGCGCGUCAAGGUCAAUCUCGAAUCUGUAGAGAUCGCUGAGCUCCCUGACUCUUACCGAUGGGACAAUUCUGUCUACCCGCGCAGUUGGUACCCAACGGAAAUGCCUCCGAGUCCCCGCGCCAAGAGGGCCCGCAGGAUCAGGUUUGUUGAGGAUGAUGCAGAAGAUGGAGGCGAAGGUCAGGGCGACGGCUUAGGUGUUCCGGAGAUGGGUCGGGGGAUGCAAGUGGGAAGGGUGACUGUUCCCGUGCCGAUGGUGGAAAGGAGGGAGGGGACGCUGAAAGUUCCGGGUUUGGGGAGGAGGGCCAAGGAGAGGGAGGAGAAGUUGAAUGAAUUGGGGUAUCGAAUCAGUUGGAGUCAGAGUAGGACGUUUGCGGGGAGGGUGGUAUUCCUGCAGAAGAGCUUGGACGCGUAUAGAAACAAGGUCGGCAGUACCAUCGCUGCCGGAGGCCAGGAAGUUUCGACCGUGGCGCCACAUCUUGAGACGCGGACUGGGAAGAAGAUGUGGGUGGAGAGGAAGAGUAAAAGGGCCAGAGGGGCAAAGAGGGCUGACACGCCUUGA
Letharia columbiana is the source of this 1389-nucleotide messenger RNA. RefSeq lists its product as uncharacterized. The transcript has 3 exons. The record is from RefSeq and is a predicted model, not a curated record. Bases 1 to 1389 code for a protein of 462 amino acids. NCBI's taxonomy places the organism in Eukaryota, Fungi, Ascomycota, Lecanoromycetes, Lecanorales, Parmeliaceae.